Messenger RNA from Poeciliopsis prolifica (blackstripe livebearer), 1318 nucleotides. Its product is annotated as N-acetyllactosaminide beta-1,3-N-acetylglucosaminyltransferase 3-like. The transcript has 2 exons. The coding region runs from base 103 to 1269 and encodes 388 amino acids. Gene Ontology annotation, molecular function: hexosyltransferase activity. The record is from RefSeq and is a predicted model, not a curated record. NCBI's taxonomy places the organism in Eukaryota, Metazoa, Chordata, Actinopteri, Cyprinodontiformes, Poeciliidae. Gene Ontology annotation, cellular component: membrane.
GUAGCUUCGAUGAGAAUUUUCAAACUUGUGGCUUCAAAAGAUAUUUCUUCCUGCUUUAUUGAAUAAAUUCGUCAUUUCAUCAGGCACUCACCAUCUACCAACAUGGUCAGAAUUUUGAGAGUGAUGAACACCUGUGCCACAACUGUAUUACUGCUGAUGAUCCUUCUGGUACUUCUUUAUUCCAAUAAGCAACAAAACAUCUCAACACCUCAAUCUAGUGCCAACCUUGUCUGGAUACCUUCAUUUUUACACAAAACUUUCCCAUUGUCAAAUUGGCAAUUGGAAAAGAAGAGGGUGUCACAAAACCUAACAGCAAGAUGUGAACAAAACACAAUGUUUGAAAAUGUCUCUGGCUUUGAGUCCCUUUCCCCUAUGUUUCAAGACUUCCUUUACUAUCGUCACUGUCGCAGUUUCCCCAUAAUUCUGGACCUUCCUGACAAAUGUCAAGGAGAUGAUGAGCCUGAGGACGUCUUUCUUUUGCUUGUAAUUAAAAGUUCCCCACAGAACUACGAGCGAAGAGAGGUUCUGCGCAAGACCUGGGCUGCUGAGAGGUCCUAUAAGGGAAAAGUGAUUCGAAGAAUCUUUAUUAUCGGAACUGGCGGUUCAGGUUUCGAGGAGGAGAAAUUGAACAAACUUGUCAUGUGGGAGCACCAACAUUACAAUGACAUCCUCCAAUGGGAUUUUAAGGAUUCCUUUUUCAACCUCACUUUGAAGCAGAUACUCUUCCUUGAGUGGAUGGACAGAAGUUGUCCACAGGCUCGAUUUCUGCUGAAUGGUGAUGAUGAUGUUUUUGCCCACACUGACAACAUGGUUGAAUAUCUUCAAAGUCUUAAAGAUAAUAAUGGAAGGAAGCACCUUUUUACUGGACAUCUGUUGCAAAAUGCAAUGCCUAAAAGAGACCCAAAUAAUAAGUACUUCAUUCCCACACAGGUGUAUGACAAGAAUUUUUACCCACCCUACUGUGGAGGUGGGGGAUACCUUCUGUCAGGCUAUACAGCUUUGGUCAUUUACAAAAUAUCUGCAUCGGUCCAAAUUAUUCCUAUUGAUGAUGUCUACAUGGGAAUGUGUUUGGUUGUAGCGAAACUUAAACCUGAUUCUCACAUGGGUGUGCAAACACUACAAUGGCACAUUCCCUCCAGGCAAGUUGAUAAAAAUGACCCCUGUUACCUUAAAGAUUUUCUUUUGCUUCACAAAUUCUUGCCCAGUGAUCUAUUUUUCUUGUGGCAGGAAGUACGCAACCCAAAACUCAUAUGUAGUGCUAAAGCAUGAUAAACAGUAGAGUCAAAAUAAACUCAAAUGAACUGUCUGAACAAGACAU